Molecule: messenger RNA, 3251 nt
Organism: Plutella xylostella (diamondback moth)
Lineage: Eukaryota; Metazoa; Arthropoda; Insecta; Lepidoptera; Plutellidae
Product: sodium/potassium-transporting ATPase subunit alpha-2
Biological process (GO): intracellular potassium ion homeostasis; intracellular sodium ion homeostasis; proton transmembrane transport
Cellular component (GO): plasma membrane
Molecular function (GO): P-type sodium:potassium-exchanging transporter activity; ATP binding; ATP hydrolysis activity
Source: RefSeq, a predicted model, not a curated record
AAAGUUUCGUUUCGGUUUCGCAUGAAAUAAAACCUAACUAUUGAACACAAAAUUAUACCUACUAACACUUGAAGAAAGCGUCCAUCAUGCCUGCCGAGAUGAAGCGUCGCACGUCGCUGGCGGGCGGCGGCGGCGUGUCGCUCAUGAAGCUGCACGCGGCCGAGUCCCGCGCCGCCGAGCUCACCAUGCUCAAAGAGGAAACCCACACCGGAGACCACUUCCUCACCCCCGCGCAGCUCGAGCAGGUCUACCGCACCAGCACCACUCACGGCCUCACGGACGACCUGGCGCAGGAGAACCUCGAGCACUACGGGCCCAACCAGCUCAAGGACGUCAAGGGAAACUCCUACCUCAAGAUCCUCAGGCACAACCUCUGCGGCUGGUUCCAGGUCGUCCUCUGGAUCGGCGCUGCCCUCAACUUCGCUGCCUACUUCUUCGCCGACUACCUCGAGCCCAAGAAAAAAGGACCGCAUUCUACUAGAGAGUAUCUAUACUUGGGUAUAGUUAUUACGCUGACGGUGGUGCUGACGGGGCUGUUCGGGUUCUACAUGGAGGCGCGCAACAUGGCCGUCAUGAGCGGCUUCGAGAAGCUGGUCCCUCCACACGCUACGGUUAUCCGCGACGGAGUGAAGAAGCCCAUCCCGAACAACGAAGUCACAAUAGGAGACCUGGUGGAAGUGCGGGCGGGCGACGUGGUGCCGGCCGACGUCCGGCUGCUGACGUGCACCAACCUGGCCACCGACAUGUCGUCGCUCACCGGCGAGUCCAAGCCCAUCACGCACGUGCCCGAGUGCACCAACGCGAACCCCAUGGAGUCCAAGAACAUGUGCUUCUUCAGCUGCCCCGUGACGGAGGGCUCCGGCCGCGGCAUCGUCGUCGCCGUCGGGGAGAUGACGCAGAUCGGGAAGAUAGCCGGACUGGUCACCGGCCUACAGAAGGAAAAAACUCCGAUAGAGAAAGAAAUAACUCACUUCAUUAAAUUAAUUUGCGGCGUUGCAUUCUUCUUUGGUCUGCUGUUUUUUUUAAUGGUUUAUUUCAUCCAAGGAAAUAUACUGUCAGCGUUUCAGUAUAUGCUGGGAAUAAUAUUAGCGAACGUGCCGGAGGGGCUGAUAGUGACGCUGACGGUGUGCAUGACGCUGUCCGCGAUGCAGCUGAAGCGCAAGAACUGCCUCGCCAAGACCCUGCAGGCCGUGGAGACGCUGGGCUCCACGUCUUGCAUCUGCUCCGACAAGACCGGCACGCUUACCAAGAAUCAGAUGACCGUGUCGCAUCUCUUCUGUAACUGGAUGAUCUAUGACAAAGCAGAUAAUACGCAUGUAGCAGAGCCGACCUACACUACCCUCUGCAAAGCUGCUUCGCUCAAUCUGCGCGCCAGCUUCACAUAUGACACUCUCUCUCUUCCAAUAGAGAAGAGAAAAAUACUCGGUGACGCUUCUGAAUCUGCUAUUCUUCGCUUUAUGGAGAUAAACCGCUCAGCCACCAAGGUACGAGAGGACAAUCCCAAAGUAGCAGAAAUACCCUUCAGCUCCAAGUACAAAUACCAGGUUACAAUCCACAGGGAGCCCAGCAAAACCAACUACUUGAUCAUGAAGGGUGCACCCGAAAUUGUACUUGAUUACUGCACCAAAGUUUUAGCCGAUGAUGGUCCAAUAGAUAUGACCGUGGAAAUAAAAAGAGAUAUCAAAGCUAACUUUAUUAAGCUGGCUAACAUGGGCGAGCGUGUGAUCGGAUAUGCCGAUAUAAAACUAAGCGCGGUGGACUAUCCUCUGGGGUUUCCAUUUAAUACACAGCAACGCAACUUCCCUCUUGAAGGAAUGACUUUCAUCGGAGCUAUAUCCAUGAUUGACCCUCCGCGAGAUGACAUUGAAAAGUACAUAGCGCUCUGUCGGGACGCAGGAAUCAAGGUGAUAAUGGUGACAGGCGACCACCCAGUCACCGCUCUAGCGAUCUCUCGUAAGUGCGGAACUAUAACCCACCCCACAGCCUACGACUACGCUUUUGAGCAUCAUAUUGAUUUAUCCGAUAUUCCACCACAUGUAAAGGCGCAAUUUAAAUCUGCAGUAAUUACCGGAGAUGAUCUUCGUAAAAUGACCGGAGUUGAUUUGAAAAAGGCCCUAUCUCAAUAUCAGGAGAUAACGUUUGCAAGAACAAGUCCACAGCAGAAACUCAUAAUAGUAGAAACGUAUCAAUCCCUGAAGCAUGUUGUGGCAGUCACGGGGGACGGAGUCAACGACUCUCCGGCUCUCAAAAAAGCAGACAUAGGUAUAGCCAUGGGAAUAACCGGGACGGAAGUCUCCAAACAAGCUGCCGAUAUGAUCCUUCUGGAUGAUAACUUUGCUUCCAUAGUGCUCGGCAUAGAGGAGGGAAGGAGAAUAUUUGAUAACCUGAAGAAGACAAUCGCAUAUACGCUAACGUCGAAUACUCCUGAAAUGCUUCCGUUUGUGAUGUACGCUGUGGUUGGGAUGCCCCUGCCGAUGACGCUGAUGCUGAUACUGGUGAUCAACGUGGGCACCGACCUGUUGCCGGCCAUGAGCCUCGCAUACGAGGCCUCCGAGGAGGACAUCAUGAAGAUGCCGCCACGCAAGCCCUCGGACCACCUCGUUAACAAAGUACUCAUUUUCAUGGCCUACUUCCAGGUCGGUAUGAUCCAGUUCUUUGCCGGCAUGUAUGCUUACUUCGUUGUGUUUGCCCAAUACGGUUUCUACCCGUCCAGUCUGAUGUUUAUUCGUUCGGCUUGGGAAAACGACGAGCUAUCAGUGAAGGAUACUUAUGGCCGCAUGUGGGUUUACAAUGAUAGGAAGAAUGUCGAGCGUCGCGCGCACACAGCAUACUUUGUAGCCGUGUGUUGGACGCAGAUUUCUGACGUUAUAAUUUGCAAGACGAGGAGGGUUUCUAUUUUGAAGAAAGGUAUGAAUAAUACGGUUUUGAAUGUGAGUAUUGUGGUAGACGUGUUGCUGGCGGCUGUGGUGACGUAUGUGCCGAUAUGCAACGAGUUGUUCGGCACGAUGCCCAUCAAGUGGCAUAGCUUCUUCCACGCCUUCCCCUUCUGCGCCCUCAUGAUCCUCGGCGACGAGCUCCGCAGAUACAUCAUCAGGAACAAUUUGUCUAAAUGGGUUGAAGAAGAAACGUAUUACUAGCAUCUAUUACGUUAUAACUGGGUUCGGUUAUGAAUAUGAUUGUUUAAUUUAUUUAUUAAGAAGAAUGAACUUGUUUUAACUGCCUUAAAUAAACCUUUAAGAUUUUAUGUCCUA